This is a messenger RNA of Oxyura jamaicensis (ruddy duck), 3226 nucleotides long. RefSeq names its product phenylalanyl-tRNA synthetase subunit beta (gene FARSB). Gene Ontology annotation, biological process: phenylalanyl-tRNA aminoacylation. Gene Ontology annotation, molecular function: RNA binding; magnesium ion binding; ATP binding. The transcript is spliced from 17 exons. The record is from RefSeq and is a predicted model, not a curated record. Gene Ontology annotation, cellular component: cytoplasm; phenylalanine-tRNA ligase complex. Lineage: Eukaryota; Metazoa; Chordata; Aves; Anseriformes; Anatidae. The coding region runs from base 83 to 1717 and encodes 544 amino acids.
UCCAGCAGGCGGCAGCGCUGUGGCGAGCGGCCGCGCAGGCGCGGGGCGGGCCGGGGCGGGCCGGGGCGGGCCGGGUGCCGCCAUGCCGACCGUCAGCGUGCGGCGGGAGCUGCUCUUCCAGGCGCUGGGCCGCAGCUACACUGAUGAAGAAUUUGAUGAGCUUUGCUUUGAGUUUGGUCUGGAGCUCGAUGACAUUACAUCCGAGAAAGACAUUAUAAGUAAAGAAAAAGGUGAAGGAAAGGCAGAGGGUGCAUCUGACACUGUUCUCUAUAAAAUUGAUGUUCCUGCCAAUCGAUAUGAUCUUCUUUGCCUCGAAGGGUUGGUCAGAGGACUGCAGGUCUUUAAAGAAAGGAUAAAUCUCCCUAGGUAUGAAAAGAUAAUACCUGCUAAAGGUGAAGGUCAGAGGCUGAUUAUCACUGAAGAGACUGCCAAAGUCCGGCCUCAUGCUGUAGCUGCGGUUCUUCGUAACAUAACUUUUACCAAAGACCGUUAUGACAGUUUCAUUGACCUCCAAGAAAAGCUACACCAGAAUAUUUGCAGGAGAAGAGCAUUAGUAGCAAUAGGUACCCAUGACUUGGACACCAUUGCUGGUCCAUUUACUUUUACGGCUAAAGCACCUUCUGAAAUUAAAUUCAAGCCCUUGAACCAAUCUCAGGAAUACACAGCUCCACAAAUGAUGGAUCUGUAUAGGACUGACAGCCAUCUUCGACACUACUUACACCUGAUUGAAAACAAACCGCUUUAUCCUGUCAUAUAUGACAGCAAUGGGGUUGUUCUGUCCAUGCCACCAAUCAUCAAUGGAGAUCAUUCAAAAAUAAGCCUAAACACCAGAAAUGUUUUUGUUGAAUGUACAGGCACAGAUAUGACAAAGGCAAAAAUUGUUCUCGAUACUAUAGUCACGAUGUUUAGUGAAUAUUGUGAGAAGCCAUUCACUGUUGAAGCAGUAGAAGUAAUUCUUCCUAAUGGGAAGACCCACAUCUAUCCGGAACUGGCUUACCGAAAAGAGAAGGUGAAACCUGACCUCAUUAACAAGAAGAUAGGAAUCAGUGAAACUCCAUCAAGCCUUGCAAAGCUGCUGACUAGGAUGUGUUUGAAGUCACACGUCAUAGGGAAUGGGAACAAUAUAGAGAUUGAAAUCCCUCCUACCCGAGCGGACAUUAUCCAUGCAUGUGAUAUCGUAGAAGAUGCAGCAAUAGCUUAUGGUUAUAACAACAUUCAGAUGACUAUUCCGAAAACGUACACCAUAGCUAAUCAACUCCCCCUCAAUAAGCUCACAGAACUUCUGAGACUGGACUUGGCGGCUGCUGGAUUCACUGAAGCACUCACUUUUGCCCUGUGUUCUCAAGAAGACAUUGCGGAUAAACUUGGCACAGACAUCUCUACAACAAAAGCAGUACACAUAGCAAACCCCAAAACUGCAGAAUUUCAGGUGGCACGUACUACCCUCCUUCCUGGGCUACUGAAAACUAUUGCUGCUAACCGAAAGAUGCCCUUGCCUUUAAAGCUCUUUGAGAUUUCCGACAUUGUAGUAAAAGAUCCUAGUAAAGAUGUAGGUGCAAGAAACUACAGGCAUUUAUGUGCCGUUUAUUACAACAAGAGCCCUGGGUUUGAGAUUAUCCAUGGUUUGCUGGACAGGGUCAUGCAACUUCUGGAAGUACCACCAAGCGAGGAGAAGGGAUAUGUGAUCAAGGCAACUGAAGGAUCCCCGACAGCCUGAGGAGCUUGCCUAUUUGUAAAACUGUAACACCAAGUUGGUAGAUGCCUCCUGGUUUUACUGUGUGCUGCCAGAAACACUGAACAUAACACUUAAACCAAGGGGUCUCCUAGCAGUUUUUUAAUGCACAGUUGUGAUACAUUGAUUCCCUGCCCCUCUCCUCCCGUUUUUUCCACAAAGUAGUUUGCUCAGUACUGUUUAGGCAGACUUUCAAAGAUUUUCCUAAUUAAAAUCGUUAUGAUUUUCAGGUUGACCAGAGGGCUCUUUAAACAAUUGUGGGUUUUGUUCUAAUUCCGCCAAGUACAGAACAGGUAACAGCAAAUGUUAUUUGAGGCAUUUAGAAGAGCCUUAAGGAGCUGGGUACUCAGCUGCCGUUGAAGUGACGGUCAAACCGAACUGUCAGGUUCUCUCUCAAAACCCUCUGUAACUUGUUUUGAAUAGACAUAUCCAGUUUGCUGUAGUAAAAAUACUUGCAAAUGUUUUAUAUUCUGUACUAUAGCACUUUGAUAAUGUAUGACUGACUUAAGCAACUGGGAAAAAGAUCUCAAAGAGCAGUCCUUAUACAAUGAAGAAGUUAUUUCUAGAUCCUAGCACUGCUUAGUAUUCCUGAUGCUGUGGAUUUGCAAUAUCCUUCCAAAAUCCCUGCAUUCCCAUGAUGUUACUACACAAUGCAUUUAGUGUAAAGGAUGGAUUAUGCCUUGUCAUAUGCAAUAUAUCACAGGCAGUUUGUGGCUUUUGGCUGUAGACAGAAGUGCCUACUACUUUCUGUUUCACCAGCGAUUCAGAAAUUCCCCCGGGAUGGCAUGUAGAUCCUUGCAGUUCUCCUGACAUUGGAAUUUAACCUCAGUAACAAUGCAGAUGGCUGAUACUCCGGUGCCAAAGGGAAUGCAGCGUCACUGCACCAACUUACUUAAAAGACCUUGACUGCAGAGAUGGCUGGAAGUCAAAGUAGUUUAGAGGGGUUUGUUUUUGACUCGCUUUGCAGUCUCUGAGUUAAGCGUGCGUGAGAGAAAAUAUCAGCAGAUGAUGGAGUAAGGUCAAUUGCAGAGUCGGGGGGAGGAGGGAGGCAGAAGGAUAUCCUAUAACAUCUUAAGAGACUGCAGCACACUGAAAUAAUUCAGAAAGAGAGCAGUACUAGUUACUUCAGGUUUUAAAUCAGGACAUUACACAUGGCAUGGAUUUUGAGAUGCAUCUUUAUGGAGCAUGCUUUUUUAUUGCCUGUGCCAAAUUAACGUUUAUACACUGAGAAAUGAGUUUAUCCUACAACACUGAUUCUGACUUAGAGAAUUUCCAGGUACGUUUUCUGUAUGUGAUCUUAGCAAAACUUGGGACUAGUUUGCAACACAGUGUGAAGGUAGGGCUUUAGUCCAGCUUUAUUCCUUGUGUGACUGAUUAAAAUGGCUCCAGUGAUUACUGGAAAACAAUACUGGGAAAAAUGUUUGAGUAAGCAACAAAGAAUAGAUAGAAGAGAGAUGUACUGGGCACAUAUUUGCCUCUUUCCCAAAUACACUU